AUGUUGAUUAGAAAGCCUUUCCUAGAUUACACAAAUAUAUAUAUAAAUGGCUCGCAAGUCGCCACCGCCAAAUCCAAUCAGCUUCUCUUCUCGGAAAAUUUCUUCCGUGAUCGGCGGAUUGUGAACGCCGUUCACCGAGAUACGUUCGCAUUGAUCUGUUUCUGUUUCUUCCACACGUGGUGUGCAAUUAAGAAGCCACUAAAAUCUAAAUCUGGAUUUUGAUUUCACACACAUGCAAAUUGUUGUUUUAUAGAUUCCUUUUCCCCAUUAUCAUCAUCCUACAAUGGCCUCGAUUCUUAACCAGACUCAAGAGCUGCAGCAGUCUUCUAAGGUUCUUGGCCAUGUCAGAUGCGAAAGCUACUUUCUUUUCUCCGGAGAAAGUAAUCUAUCUGAUGCUCUCAGAGCUGUCUUAUACUUUCUCGGUCUCGCCUACUGCUUUAUCGGCUUGUCAGCCAUCACCGCAAGGUUCUUCAAAUCUAUGGAGAACGUCGUGAAACAUUCCCGUAAAGUGGUUUCAGUUGACCCCGUUACUAAAGCUCAAGUCAUCACCUACAAGAAAGUUUGGAACUUUACCAUCGCAGACAUCAGUUUGUUGGCGUUUGGAACUAGCUUUCCUCAGAUUUCUUUGGCUACUAUCGAUGCUUUUCGGAACAUGGGCGAGCGCUAUGCUGGAGGUCUUGGUCCUGGAACACUUGUUGGCUCGGCUGCUUUUGAUCUUUUCCCUAUCCACGCUGUUUGUGUCCUGAUGCCAAAGGCUGGAGAACUCAAAAAGAUAUCUGACUUAGGUGUUUGGCUAGUCGAGCUGGUUUGGUCUUUUUGGGCUUACAUUUGGCUAUACAUAAUCCUUGAGGUCUGGUCACCAAAUGUAGUUACACUUGUGGAGGCAUUAUUAACGGUCCUGCAAUACGGUUUACUUCUAGUUCACGCGUAUGCGCAAGACAAGCGUUGGCCUUACUUGUCUUUACCAAUGUCAAGAGGUGAUAGGCCAGAGGAGUGGGUUCCAGAGGAGAUUGAUACAUCAAAAGAUGACAAUGAUGUUCAUGACGUGUAUUCGGAUGCUGCUCAGAGAGCUGUUGAAUCAGGAAACAGAAACAUUGUUGAUAUCUUCUCUAUUCAUUCAGCUACCAAUGAUGCAGGGAUCACAUAUCAUACAGUGGCAGAUACUCCAGUGGGAUCUUCUACGAGUAAGCGUAUGGCCAAGAAUGCUACUGUUUUUGACAUUUGGAAACAGCAAUUCGUAGAUGCAAUCACGUUGGAAACAUCUGAAUCCAAGAAAAUUGAUAGCAUUUACCUUCGAAUAGCCAAAUCCUUUUGGCAAUUGGUCCUUGCCCCUUGGAAAAUUGUUUUUGCAUUUGUGCCACCUUGCAACAUUGCUCACGGUUGGAUCGCUUUUAUCUGCUCGCUUCUCUUCAUCAGCGGAGUAGCCUUUGUUGUCACAAGAUUUACCGACCUUAUAAGCUGUGUCACUGGUGUAAACCCAUAUGUGAUAGCAUUCACAGCACUAGCAGCUGGAACUUCAUGGCCAGAUUUAGUAGCAAGUAAAAUUGCUGCAGAGCGACAACUCACUGCAGAUUCAGCCAUAGCAAACAUCACCUGCAGUAACUCGGUGAACAUAUAUGUGGGGAUAGGAGUCCCGUGGUUGAUAAACACAGUGUACAACUACUUUGCAUACAGAGAGCCUCUAUACAUAGAAAAUGCGAAAGGGCUAAGCUUCUCUCUGCUGAUAUUCUUUGCAACAUCAGUGGGAUGUAUAGUGGUGCUUGUGCUGAGAAGGUUGAUUAUAGGAGCUGAGCUUGGAGGUCCAAGGCUGUGGGCUUGGCUUACUUCUAUUUAUUUCAUGUUGCUUUGGGUCGUCUUCGUUGUUCUUUCUUCUUUGAAAGUUUCAGGCAUCAUAUAAAAAAGUAGAAGCAAUCAAAAGCCAAGGAGAAACUAGUUACCUGUAAUAAUUUGCAUGGCAGUUGGCUAAACAUGUAUUACAAACCUAAAGCAUAUUGAAAAUGAACUGGGUUGGAAUCA
Messenger RNA from Brassica oleracea var. oleracea, 2016 nucleotides. Its product is annotated as magnesium/proton exchanger. The record is from RefSeq and is a predicted model, not a curated record. Gene Ontology annotation, biological process: transmembrane transport; metal ion transport. Bases 284 to 1897 code for a protein of 537 amino acids. Gene Ontology annotation, cellular component: membrane. Lineage: Eukaryota; Viridiplantae; Streptophyta; Magnoliopsida; Brassicales; Brassicaceae. The transcript is spliced from 10 exons.